Lathyrus oleraceus (garden pea) is the source of this 984-nucleotide messenger RNA. RefSeq lists its product as uncharacterized. The record is from RefSeq and is a predicted model, not a curated record. The transcript has a single exon. The coding region runs from base 1 to 984 and encodes 327 amino acids. NCBI's taxonomy places the organism in Eukaryota, Viridiplantae, Streptophyta, Magnoliopsida, Fabales, Fabaceae. Gene Ontology annotation, molecular function: zinc ion binding; nucleic acid binding.
AUGAAUCCUCCUGGGUUUCAUGGUGGAUUAAAUCCUGUGGAGGCUUAUGGGGGGACACCCAACAUGGAAAGAGUGUUCCCAACCCGUGUAGGGGUGCAAAGACAAUGUAGUGUGACUGAGAAUAAUUUGAGAAGGGUUCAAGAAGAAGUUGAUCAGUAUGGAUUUGGCCAGAUGAACCAGGGAGGACCAAGUCAUCAGUUUAGGCCUAGACCUCGACCCUUCAAAAGAAGGCAGGUGCAACCUGCAAAACCUAACCAUCCUCUAAAAUGUCAAGUAUGUAGGAAGUCUCAUUCUGGAAGAUGUGCUAGAAGUGGAAUUAGGUGUUUUACUUGUCAGAGGGAGGGACGCAUGUCUAGGGAAUGUCCUCAGAAUAAGGUCCGGAUGCAGGGAAAGAGUACCGAUCAGGUUUAUAUGUUGGGCGCAAAGGAGGCUAAGAGCAACAAUGCCUUAAUUGUUGGUACGUGUCUCGUCAAUAAUCAUCCUUGUUUUAUAUUGUUUGAUUGUGGGGAGACACACUCUUUUGUAUCAAUUCAUUACUUGAAGCAUCUUGGCUUGCAAGAAAUUCCAUUGUCUCCUCCUAUGGUGGUUACUACCUCCAUGGGUGAUGUAGUUGAGACACCAUUGAUUUGUGAAAAUCGUUUGCCCUCGGUGAAUGGUAGAAUUUUCCAGAUUGAUCUUAUUUGUUUACCACUUAAGAAGGUUGAUGUGGUUUUGGGGAUGGAUUGGAUUUCCGCCAAUUCGGUUUUUAUUGGAUGUGAAGAGAAGUUGAUUAUCAUUCCAUCUAGUGGAGCUGCUCCAAAAGAUGUGAUAACCACUAUCUUGAAAGGUAUGGUUGGCAUGGUUAAUUUCUUAGUUGAGAAUGAAAAGUCAGUUCUCUUGGUUCUUACCAAGGAAUCUAGCGAUAAUCUGAGUGUUACCCAAAUCCUUGUUGUUUGUGAAUUUCCGGAAGUUUUUUCCCGAGGAUCUCACCUCUCUUCCUCCUAA